Pecten maximus is the source of this 521-nucleotide messenger RNA. Its product is annotated as probable NADH dehydrogenase [ubiquinone] 1 alpha subcomplex subunit 5. NCBI's taxonomy places the organism in Eukaryota, Metazoa, Mollusca, Bivalvia, Pectinida, Pectinidae. The coding region runs from base 24 to 380 and encodes 118 amino acids. Gene Ontology annotation, biological process: respiratory electron transport chain. The record is from RefSeq and is a predicted model, not a curated record. The transcript is spliced from 5 exons.
UCACAAAUCAACUUCCGGUAAAAAUGGCUGCAAGAAACGCACUGAAAAAGACAACGGGUCUCACCCGAUUGGCAGUUAAUCCAUUUGCACGAGAAAAUUUGAUGGAAGUAUACGACAAGAUUUUAAGAACUGUAGCAAAAAUGCCAGAAAAUGCUGCAUACAGACAAAACACAGAAUCUAUAAUCAAGGGAAGACUUGCUUUGGUAGAAAAGGAACAAGAUUUACUGAAGUUGGAAGAAAAGAUAAAUGAUGGUCAGAUUGAAGAGGUUGUUCUUCAGGCCAAGCGUGAACUCAAAUUGUCAAGACAGAUGUUGGACUGCAAAGCGUGGGAACCGUUAGUUGGACAGGCACCAAAGAAUCAAUGGAAAUGGCCAAUAUAGUUAUUUUUUUCUAUAGUGAAUACUUUGUGAUGUGACUAUAAAGACUGUGUGCAAGACUUGAGAACAUCAGUGUUCAGUUGCCCACAUUCUGGAUUACAUGUGUAUGAAUAGCGUUAUUAUACAAUAAAUAUGAAAACCUAA